UAUGAACCAAGACCCUAAAAAAGGGCCUAGGGUUUCAUCUCUUUUCUUUGCGCCUUUCAUCUCUCCCAGCCGAAGGUAAGUCAUGGUGAAGCAUAACAAUGUUGUGCCAAAUGGGCACUUUAAGAAGCACUGGCAGAACUAUGUCAAAACUUGGUUCAAUCAACCAGCACGAAAGAAUAGAAGAAGAAUUGCAAGACAAAAAAAGGCGGUGAGGAUCUUUCCAAGGCCAACGGCUGGACCACUUCGCCCCAUUGUCCAUGGCCAGACUUUGAAGUACAACAUGAAGUUGAGAGCUGGCAAGGGUUUCACACUUGAAGAGCUUAAGGCUGCUGGUAUUUCAAAAAAACUUGCGCCAACCAUUGGUAUUGCUGUUGACCAUCGCCGUAAUAACAGAUCACUUGAAGGUCUUCAGGCUAAUGUACAGAGGCUUAAGACCUACAAGGCCAAGCUUGUCGUCUUUCCAAGACGUGCUCGCAAGUUUAAGACUGGUGAUUCUACUGCUGAGGAGCUUGCAACUGCAACUCAAGUCCAAGUACCAUACAUGCCUAUUUCACUUGAGAAGCCUUCUGUUGAGCUCGUGAAGGUCACCGAGGAAAUGAAGUCGUUUAAGGCAUAUAACAAGCUCCGUGUUGAACGGAUGAAUGAGCGUCAUAUUGGUGCUAGGUUGAAGAAGGCUGCUGAGGCUGAGAAAGAAGAUAAGAAGUGAGAUUGCUCAUUCGAGUGUUGUGUCUUACAUUUUGGCUUUCUAAAAGACUUUAGUUUUUGUUUCUCGUAUUGUCAAUUGAAGCAAGUUGGUUUUAGCAAACUUUGUGGUAUUACGACAGUAGUUUUUAUUUCGAGUAUUUUUGUUAUAUUGAGAAGUUUAUUGCAACU
This is a messenger RNA of Hibiscus syriacus, 873 nucleotides long. Its product is annotated as 60S ribosomal protein L13-1-like. Gene Ontology annotation, molecular function: RNA binding; structural constituent of ribosome. Bases 83 to 706 code for a protein of 207 amino acids. Gene Ontology annotation, cellular component: ribosome; cytosolic large ribosomal subunit. The record is from RefSeq and is a predicted model, not a curated record. The transcript is spliced from 5 exons. Gene Ontology annotation, biological process: translation. NCBI's taxonomy places the organism in Eukaryota, Viridiplantae, Streptophyta, Magnoliopsida, Malvales, Malvaceae.